Messenger RNA from Alligator mississippiensis (American alligator), 8896 nucleotides. It is a transcript of the gene LRRC8A, whose product is annotated as leucine rich repeat containing 8 VRAC subunit A. The coding region runs from base 1045 to 3477 and encodes 810 amino acids. Gene Ontology annotation, molecular function: protein binding. The record is from RefSeq and is a predicted model, not a curated record. The transcript has 4 exons. Lineage: Eukaryota; Metazoa; Chordata; Crocodylia; Alligatoridae.
GCGAGCCGGUUCCCGGGUCCCGGCAGCGAGGCGGGGCCUGCCCGGCUGCCGCGGCCCCGGAGCGGGGUGGGCUGCGCCCGGGGGAAGUGCUGAGUAACCCGCGCUAAAGCCGUUCCCCGGCCCGGGCCGCGGGGUCGAGGUGGGGUCUGCCCGUGAGAUGUGCCGAGGACGCGGAGGGAGGCUCCCCUCCCCUGCGGGGUCAGGCGGGGCAGCGCGGUGCACGCAGGGGGGGCCUUGGCCGACCUCUGGGGGAGCAGCGAGCUCCCUGCCCUGCUCCUCUCCUUGGCCAGCGCAGACACGCGUGGUCGGGGUUGGUUUUCCAGCCCGUGUCCUGGGCAGUGGUUCUCCAGGGCUGAGGGUGCGAUGUGGCGUGGGCAGGAUGCGCUCGAGUUCAGCGACAGGGUCACCUGUGCUGGGGCGAGCUGCUGCUGAGGAGAGGUGAUGUGAGACGUGAAAGUCGGUGGGAUCUUUGCUUGGUAAAGGGAAUACUUACGGGGUCUGCUAUAGACAGUUCUCUAAAGUCCCCAGGCUCGACUAUAAUAGUGGUUGUUACUACGGCAGCAUACUAGUCACGUGAUUACACUUCACAUGGUUUGGGAUUUGGGGUCUUGAGUACCUUCCCCAUUAACUCCGAAAAUCUCUUUCCUCACCAUCUCUUCCCUUCCAGUCCCAGACUGUGCCCUCAACCUUCUUGGGCUGGACACAUGCUGAAUCCCUCUCCCCUGCCCUCCAGGACCAGUUAGUUCACUGUGCAGUGAGAUGAAGGAGCACCUCAAGCCUUGGUCUGCUUCCUUGCCUGUGCUCCCGGCUCUCUUGGCUCAGAGGCUACAGACAGCGAAAAAAUCUUAAACAUUAACUCUUGAAUGGAGCUGCAUUUGUCACCACUUGACCCAGCCCCCAAUAUUAUUAUAGGAAGCUGUUCCCAUGGCGUGUGGGGAAUGCAGCGUUUCAGCACGUGGUCAAGAUCUGGCACGCAAGGACAUCAGCCCUUUCCAACACAGAGAACUGAAGUGCAGAUAGCAGAACCCAGCUGCGGGGUGAACCAUGAUUCCUGUCACUGAACUGCGCUAUUUUGCUGACACUCAGCCAGCAUACCGCAUCCUGAAGCCAUGGUGGGAUGUCUUCACAGACUAUAUUUCUAUAGUCAUGCUGAUGAUUGCAGUGUUUGGAGGGACGCUUCAGGUCACCCAGGACAAAAUGAUCUGCUUGCCCUGUAAAUGGGUUACCAAAGACUCCUGCAAUGACUCCUUCAGAGGUUGGACAGCUGCAGCCCCAGAAUCCACUUACUAUAAUUCUAGUCUUGUCCAACCUGCAGACACAGGGCCCACAGGAAUAAAAUAUGAUCUGGACCGGCACCAGUAUAACUACGUGGAUGCGGUGUGUUAUGAGAACCGCCUUCAUUGGUUUGCCAAGUAUUUUCCUUAUCUGGUGCUGCUACACACUCUCAUCUUCCUGGCCUGUAGCAACUUCUGGUUCAAGUUUCCACGGACGAGCUCUAAGCUGGAGCAUUUUGUGUCUAUUCUGCUGAAGUGCUUUGACUCUCCUUGGACAACAAGGGCUCUGUCUGAGACGGUGGUAGAGGAGAGUGAUACCAAGCCAGCCUUUGGGAAGAUGAAUGGUUCCAUGGACAAGAAAUCUUCUACAGUCAGUGAGGAUGUGGAAGCCACCGUCCCCAUGCUGCAAAGAACAAAGUCUCGAAUUGAGCAAGGAAUUGUGGAUCGGUCUGAUACGGGCGUCUUGGACAAGAAGGAAGGGGAACAAGCCAAAGCACUGUUCGAGAAAGUGAAAAAGUUCCGCACGCAUGUGGAAGAGGGAGACAUUGUCUAUCGCCUCUACAUGAGACAAACCAUCAUCAAAGUGAUCAAGUUUAUACUGAUCAUCUGCUACACUGUCUAUUACGUCAACAACAUCACGUUCAAUGUUGACUGCAAGGUGGACAUUGAGAGCCUGACUGGGUACCGCAUGUAUCGCUGUGCUCAUCCUCUUGCCACUCUCUUUAAAAUCCUAGCCUCUUUCUAUAUCAGCCUGGUGAUCUUCUAUGGUCUGAUUUGCAUGUACACGCUCUGGUGGAUGCUGAGACGAUCCCUCAAGAAAUACUCCUUUGAGUCCAUCCGAGAGGAAAGCAGCUAUAGUGACAUCCCAGAUGUAAAGAAUGACUUUGCUUUCAUGCUGCACCUAAUCGACCAGUAUGACCCACUUUACUCUAAGCGCUUUGCUGUCUUUCUGUCUGAGGUGAGUGAGAACAAAUUGCGGCAGCUGAAUCUCAACAACGAGUGGACCUUGGAGAAGCUGCGCCAGAGGAUCACUAAGAAUUCCCAGGACAAGUUAGAGCUGCAUCUCUUCAUGCUGAGUGGCAUCCCUGAUACUGUCUUUGACCUUAUUGAGCUGGAGGUCCUGAAGCUGGAGCUCAUCCCUGAUGUUACUAUCCCACCAAGCAUUGCUCAGCUCACUAGCCUUAAGGAGCUGUGGCUCUACCACACAGCUGCCAAAAUUGAGGCUCCAGCCCUUGCCUUCCUGAGAGAGAACUUGAAGUCCUUGCACAUUAAGUUCACGGACAUCAAGGAAAUUCCUCUGUGGAUUUAUAGCCUCAAGACCUUGGAAGAGCUCCACCUGACGGGGAACCUGAGUGCAGAGAACAAUCGGUACAUUGUGAUAGAUGGCCUGAGGGAGUUAAAGCGACUUAAGGUGCUGAGGCUGAAGAGCAACCUCACCAAGUUGCCACAGGUGGUGACAGAUGUUGGCGUGCACCUCCAGAAACUUUCCAUCAACAAUGAGGGCACCAAGCUCAUUGUCCUCAACAGCCUUAAGAAGAUGGUCAAUCUGACAGAGCUGGAGCUGAUCCGCUGUGACCUGGAACGUAUUCCCCAUUCCAUCUUCAGUCUCCACAAUCUCCAGGAGAUUGACCUGAAAGAUAAUAACCUUAAGACUAUCGAGGAGAUCAUCAGCUUCCAGCAUCUGCACCGUCUCACUUGCCUUAAACUGUGGUAUAACCACAUUGCCUACAUCCCUGUGCAAAUUGGCAACCUCACCAACCUGGAGCGCCUUUAUCUGAAUCGCAACAAAAUAGAGAAGAUCCCCAACCAGCUCUUUUAUUGCCGAAAGCUGCGAUACUUAGAUCUCAGCCACAAUAACUUAACUUCGAUCCCAGCAGACAUUGGGAUACUGCAGAAUCUGCAGAACCUAGCAGUUACAGCCAACAGGAUUGAGAGUCUCCCACCUGAACUGUUCCAGUGCAAGAAGCUGCGAACCUUGAACCUGGGGAACAAUGUGUUGCAAUCGCUGCCUUCUCGGGUGGGUGAGCUGACAAACUUGUCACAGAUAGAGCUGCGAGGCAACCGUCUGGAGUGCCUGCCAGUGGAGCUGGGAGAGUGUCCUCUGCUGAAGCGCAGUGGGCUUGUGGUAGAGGAGGACCUAUUCAACACCCUACCCCUGGAGGUUAAGGAGCGGCUGUGGAGGGCAGACAAGGAGCAAGCAUGAGCCUUGGAAAGGAAAGGAGGGGGAGACCUCUGACCAAGAAGACAGGAAACAAAAGGCCAUUCCAUUCCAGCCCUUUUCCCAAAAUCCCCCAGCCAAUAUCAUACUAGCCGUGGAGUCCCUGAAUAACUAUCAUGACUCUGAAUGAGGCCAGUUGCUGCCUCGGCUGCAGGAUGGGGGAAGUUCGGGAUCCUGGUGAGGACCGAGGCAGAGUGAGCAGCUCCUCUGUAUUGGACAGUGGGGAAAAGAGGUGCUGCUGUUCUGCAGGACAGGAAGUGUGGGUAAUGCUAGUGCUGCCAUGGAGUUGCUCAGAACUGCUGGUGGAACCAACUUCCAAGUCCAAAGGGGAAUUGCUUCUGAAUGGAGGAGAGAAAUUAACUGAUUGCUGGGUUGCCCUCAAUAGGGCACUGACACGCAUGUCAGGAACUGAGGACAUCCAAGUGCUCUACAAUCAAAGGAUAACGGUCCAGGAAGUCUCUUGAACCUCCAGUGCUACUUUGCUGUGACACUUGGUACAGUUCCACACUAACUUGCUGAUUCAAUCAGUUGGGGCUUCAUUAGGGGGGAGGGAAGGGGACAGCUGCCUUUUUUUUUUUUUUAAUUUAGAUGCUGGCAUUAUUUUUGGUAACUUUACCUCAAAGGUCAACUUGGAUUCAGGAUUUUUUUUAUACAUUAUGUUCAUCUUUCACCUAGUUUCCAACACUGAUGUGAGGCUGCACUGUCUUUCCAGCUCCCAGUCCUUUGUCCUGACAAGUAGAUCACACUGUCUCCUUUCCUAGAUGGUUUUGCAGGAGAUGCUCCUUGGAUUGGCAGUUCCAAAGUGUUAUUCAGAUUGGGUUGUGUAUACUCUGAGUUCUGGUUAUGUGGCAUAAAUGGGAUGGCAAGGAUGCAGUUCAGUUCAAUUCAUAAAAGGCUGGAAAAUGCAUAAAAUGCAUAAAAAAACAGUACAACUGUCUAACUCUGCUGGAAGCACUGAGUUACUUCAAGACUUUUUGCUUUUAAAGCUUCUUUUUUUUUGGUUUUGUUUUUGGUUUUUUAAUCUACUUUUUUAACUUCUCUUUCUCCUCCUCCUCCACCUCUUCUCUUCCCCCCCCCCCCCAUUUUGCAGUUUGUCUGGGUAGUAAACACAUGUGUGCAUGCACACUCACUUGCUCACUUGGCCAGUGCUAAGUAUCACUCAGCUGGGGUUGGUGGUGCCUGUAACGGAAAAGAGUAUUCAACUUUCCUCUCCACUUGCCCCACCCUUGCAGGAGACUUUUUUUUUUGAGAUUCUGCCAGUGUCUUUCAUGAGUGCAUAAACUACGGAGAUGCCUGCUUUUAAUGAUCUGUUCUUGAUUUUAGCAGCUGUUGGUUCCUGUUACACCUCUUAGCCUAAAUGGCAAGAGGCUAAUGCUGACUAAACCUAGUGUAUGAAAGGGUAGUCCUGUUCAAUUUCCUUCCCUCCAUCCCUUCCUUUUCCUCCCUGUGUGAAGGAACAGUAUAAGGAUCCUCCAUGAAUCUGCCAUCUUCCAGAUCCCUGACUGGGAGAGAAUCUUUUGAAACAAGUUCAACCUGUAUUACUGUUCAGCACAAUUCCUUCUGCAUUUGCAGAGGUAGACACAGCUUAGUAACAGCAACUGAUAAUCAUGUCCUCAAAACAAGCUACUUGGAUAGCAGCUUGCAUUUCUACAGUACACUCCAAAGCCACCCUCAUCUUUAGUAGGGAGCGAAGGCCCAUGGCCCCUACAGUCCUGGUGUUUGGUUCUACCUAGGUCCAAAUAGCUGGACUGCUGAGAUUGGGCACUGCAUACUGGCCUCACCUGCAUAUUAAAACAGUGGCUACAGUGUCCAUAUAGGAUUCCUGGCAAACUACCAGUGAAGCCUGAAUUGGGCAACGCAUGGAUGUCUUCUGCCUCAGAUGUUUUGAGCAAUGCGGCAUACUACAGCUUUUUUUUUUCCUGUAUCAGAUGUAAUCUACAACAUAUAAACACUAGAAAUGCUGGAACCAUGAAACAAUCUGUUAACUAGGCUCUGGAUUUGUUGAUUAGAUGUUUAAAUAAAGCUAUAUUUAACCUAGGAACUCUGUUUAUAGAAACACUUUUACGAAAGGCAUACAUUCUGCCUUCCUUACUUUGGUUUAUCAUGAAAAAAAUCGAACAACCCAAAAGAAUAACAUGGUCAGCCCUUGCUUGGACAGUUUCCUGGCUUCUACUUUGUCCAGAGAGAAGGUGCUACAAAAAAAAAAAUCUCUUCUUCUGGAUGAUAGACUUUCACUUCUAACACAUUAGUUUAUGCUGAAGUCAUGCCAGGAGUGGGGAUGGUGCUGAAAGGGUGAGGAAAGGCUUUACUUGCACCAAAAUACACUGCUUCAGAGCAAACUGGGGCUUGGAAGUACUGGUGCUGGUACUUCUUGGGCAGGUACUUACCCUAGUCAUGCUAAUGUUUUGGAUUAAGGAGGAGUGCAGAAAACCUGCUGCAAUGAAUUUAAGUCCAUUUGCUUAGACUGAGCUGCCACAGACAGAGUUACAGAAUGACUUUGAAUUACCUCCUUAUAGACAAGGACCUCUUGGAUGGGGAGAAAAGUUUCUUCCCCACUUUGUGCCAAAUGAAGUGAUGGAAUGUAGUGUUUGCAAAGCUUUAUUGAGUGCUAAGUCAGUUCUGGGACUCUGAUUAGGACCCCAUCUCUGCUAAAGCAGUUGGGGAAUAUGGUUGUAGGACAACCUAAAAGCUGUAUCCUGGACAGGACUAAAUUAGGCAUUAGAUCUUGCAGUUUUAAGCUUGCAUUAGAACAGGGGUGGGUUUCUUUGCUCCCCUUAACUCUUGUACCUGGGCUCUCUAAUUCUUUUGGCUGUAUGUUCAGUGGCCUCUUAGUUGUAUAGAACAGCAUUUCAUAUAACUAGGCCUGAGGUAUCUGUAGAAGCAGUCAGUAUGACUUACAGAAAGUAUGCUUCAAGAUUGGUAGAAAUCUGCAAGUCUCUUGCUGUACAGCAUAGUGCUUAAUUCAUCCUUCUAGAAAUGGAAGUCUUUUUUAAAGCAAAAAAAUAGACCCUUAUUUACUAACUGCUCAAUGAGAAAAAAAUAUUUGCCCUACAUUGUAUCCAGCGCUAUCAAGCAACUGUAAGACAGGUCAGUAUUGAUUAUGCAUGGAAACACUAGCUUUUAGCUGCUGCUUGAAUAUUCAAGCCCAGUAUUUCAAUCAGGGCUGCUACAGAUACAAGCUUAGAUAGCUCUCCCAUAUGGCAAAAUCAGAAUGAAUAGAGGUUUUGAAAACUUGUUUUACUGGAAACCAAGGCUAUAUUUAAAUACAAAACACCUUGCAAGAAAGCUCCAUGUAUUAUGUACACUAAAUGUGAAUUAAUGAAUUGGCUGAGAUGUAGUUUUUCUCUUCCCUCCAGCAGAAAUGGUAUCGGAAGAUCAGGUCACACUAAGUGAGGUGAUGAAGGCUUCAGAAAAUAUCAAGCAUAGGGUCAAAACUAAGAGGUGCUGAGCACUCUCAGCUGCUCAUUCCUUCUCUAGAACUUGACCUGUAUGUAGCAGGGUAAGUCGAUCGUUCCCUGUUUUCUCUUGGCCACUCGACCCUUGAGUGGUACAGCUCCUUUGCACAGCUCCUCUCCUAUUCAUAACCUACUCAGUCAUAGCUUAUCUUUUCCAGGGGCUGUCAAGCUGAAGCUAAGCUUGGCUGACACUGGCCAGUACACUCUGAGGAAAACUGUUCAGGGUAAACGGACCGUCAUCAAGGGCCUCAUCAGUGUUUUGUCUCCUCUUCCUGGCAGUGGCAGAUGAUCUGUGUUAGCUGCUUAAACCAUAGAACAACUUUAACUCAAGCCAAAUUUCUCCUAACCACGCAACUGUGUCAACUGCGUGCCACGGUAGAUCUCGGGCAGAGCCGUGCCAUGUUAGGAGCCAAAGUGCUAAGCUUUUUAGUGAACAGAGUUCUAGUUUACAUGGUAGGUGGCCACAGUAUUUAAGUUGCAAUUAAUUCAUUUGAAUCAACUUUCGUAAUGGGAAUUGAAUCUGUUAAGUGUGUUGAAUCUCACUGUACUUUGAAACUAUGCACUGGAAUGUUGUUAGAUUUUUUUUUUCCUGCUAAUUACCGGUUGGUUUAUAGUUAACUCAGCAGCUGGAACUAAUUUACUAUGCCAGUCUAAACUGUUACACAGCUGUUGCAAGUAUUCAUUAUGUGUUUCUAUUUUGUAUUAAUUUUGUCACUCCCCUAAAACAUCCUACCUCAGUACCUUUUUCUCUUAUCACCUGUCCUGUGCUCCAUUUAACUCACUUUCCAUUCAACUUUAAUUAAACCAAACUCUCAGUGUUUAUCAGCAUGGAUAAUAUUAUAAAGUAACUUUUUUGUUUCGGAACCACAUUACAGUCCUCUGUUUUUGUUCAAACAGAAAAGAAUAGGGAAUCUGAAAGCAGCAACAUGUCCUACAUGUUUUGCAUUGGAUGAGGUAUGUGAAAAACAGGCUCAUGUUUUACUGGAUUCGGUGAGAUUUGAGGUAUUUAUAAAAGGGAAGAGAUUUUGCAUCAUUUUGUUCAUUUCCUUUCAGUGAAUAAAUCUUUCAAAAUUUCCAUUAUGUCUUUGAUCCCCAAACUCUUCUGAAUCUCUGCAGAGUAAGGAUGGGUCGUUCUUGUGCAGGAGAUGGAGUGCUUGCUUUACAGAUGCAUUAAAGUGAUUUCUCCGCUGAAGAGUUUACAGGCUGUGUUAAUUGCACUAAAAAGAGUAAAGCCAGCUAUUCUCCUGAUUUUUUUUUCUAAAUUUUUUUUCACCCUAUUUUCAGUCAAUGAAAGAACUAUCAAAUGCUGGCAUGCUGUUCUCUUCAGCAAAGAACAACAUGUUGUACCUUAAAUUGUAGCAUCAUCUAGUUUGGGAUGCUAGUGCUUGAAGAGUGGUUGAAGAGAUGUUACUAUUGCUCAUAAUUAUCAUUUCCAUUUCCAUUUUGAAGCCUUAAAACAUUUCUAAAUUUUAAUUUGACAUUUGAGGUAUUUGGUUAUAUAGUGGACUCUACAGACUUUGCAUUUAGGAUUUCUAGAAAUGCACUUUUCCCUUUCACCCCUAUGUUUUCAGAAACCUGUAUGAACUGGGUAGCUGUGUUAAUCUCCCUUGUUUAGAGGAAACUUGUGGGGUUUGUGAAGAGAAGUCUCACAGGCCUGAGACUGGGCAGUCAUCUUGUACCACUGCCAUGCAUCUCUUUCCUCAAGACAUUACUCGCGGUGUAAACACUAUUCACUCCCUACUGCAUUGACAGGAUUGUGGCUUGGUGCGUGCGUGUGUUACUCACACCUUAAUGUAACAUUUCAGAAUCAUGAAAUUAAACUCUAAAUGUUGGAUUAUGUUUGGGCAAGUGACCAACAGCACCUCAAAUACUGAAGGCUGCUAUGUUUUCUUUGAAAGACUUGUAAGACUGGACAUCUUAAUAGAAUAAAAGUUUUAAUUUCUCUUUUC